GACCAACGCAACAGAAUACUGAAUCACAAAAUCUUCAGAGAGGCUUGUGCAGCAGCUAGCAGCUAGCCAUGGCGGAUGGGAAGAAGACGGCGAAUCAUGUUUCGCCUGCCGAGCUAGUGGCCGCCCGGCAGUUCACCGUCCCGUACGCCGUCAAUUUAACGCUCGCCACCACUGGGGGUUUGUUCACCCCGAACGACCUUUACAAGGUCAAGGACACCAACGGAGACGUGGUGUUCAUGGUGAAGGGCGUCUCCUUCAGCAGCCGCCGCCUCCUCCUCGACGCCGCCGGCAAAAACCCUCUUCUAACCAUGAAACCGAAAGCAUCUAGUUGGCACGAAGCAUGGAGAGUAUACAGAGGAGACAGCACCAGCCCGAACGACUUGCUGUUCAGCGUGCGAAAGCCCAAGGUAUUCCAGUGGAAGGACAACUUUGAUGUGUUCUUGGCCGCCAACACGGACGAAGCUUCCCCCGGUGACUUUAAGAUAAUUUCACGAAGCAAGAAAUGCACCAUUUGUAUUGGCCAAACCGAUGAAAUCAUAGCCCAAAUGCAUCGCGAGACUGCAUUUUUUGCCAGGGACAAAUUAGAGAUAACAGUGAAUCCGAACCAGGAUUUCGCCUUCAUCGUGUCGUUGAUAGUCAUCCUUGAAGAGAUCAAGGCAAGUCGUCGUCGAUCAAGUGGUAGUGCUAGUGCUGGUGGUGCUGCUGCUAGUGCUAGUGCUGGUGUCUGAUGGAGGAAGCGGUGCAGCUGCUUCAGAAUGUUAAGUAGAUUAAUGUCUGUCUGUAUUUUGUAUAGUAUUGCUAACGGCUAUUGUUAAAAAGGAAAAUUAGUGUAUUGUAUUUGUUUCAAUUAUAUAUGUUUCAUAAAAGUCACUAAAUUUUAUUUUUUCUGAAUUAAUAAAUUUUGAUUUAUGCUUAGAAGUUUUUCUCGUGGUUAAGCAAUAUGCAUACUGGACGAAACGGCAAAGAACCCUCUAUUAGAAUUAGGUUUAAAGUUAUAAUGAUGAU
This is a messenger RNA of Zingiber officinale, 1005 nucleotides long. Its product is annotated as protein LURP-one-related 10-like. Lineage: Eukaryota; Viridiplantae; Streptophyta; Magnoliopsida; Zingiberales; Zingiberaceae. The record is from RefSeq and is a predicted model, not a curated record. The transcript is spliced from 3 exons. Bases 69 to 728 code for a protein of 219 amino acids.